Anolis carolinensis (green anole) is the source of this 2062-nucleotide messenger RNA. It is a transcript of the gene cd68, whose product is annotated as CD68 molecule. The transcript is spliced from 6 exons. The coding region runs from base 60 to 1388 and encodes 442 amino acids. Lineage: Eukaryota; Metazoa; Chordata; Lepidosauria; Squamata; Anolidae. Gene Ontology annotation, cellular component: lysosomal membrane; plasma membrane; late endosome membrane. The record is from RefSeq and is a predicted model, not a curated record. Gene Ontology annotation, biological process: establishment of protein localization to organelle.
UUCCUUCCUUUUCUGCUUCUUCUGCUUCUCCCAAGGAGACGUCCCAAGGAAGGCGCAGGAUGCAGGCCCCACGAAAGGCACCCUGGGCCCUGCUGUGCCUGGCCGGGUGGGCCUUGCUGGCCGCAGGUUGUGCAUCUGCCACUGAACAUGGGCCCCUGUGUUUGGACGACGUGGCCCUAGAGGACCCCGGCUGCCCCCACAGAAGGAAGGCGGCCACGCUGCUGCCCUCCUUCACCGAGACGCCCUCCACAACCAUGAUGCCCACCACGGCGACAACACAUCACAACGUGACCAAUCACACCGCCACCCCGACCCACCACACCACGCUCCACAGCCACUCCAACACCACCACAGCCGGCCCCCAGAAGCACACCACUUCGCACCACCACCACCGGCGCGCCACCACCACCGCCCACCACACCACCACGGAUCACCACCCCCGGCCCACCACUUCGACACAUCAUACCACCACAACCAGACACCACAAUGGUACCACGUCUCACCAGCCUCAUCCCACCCCUUCGCCCCAUCACACCACAACCCGCCAACAUAACCUUACCACAGCUCACCAUCACAGCUUUACCACAACUCACCAGCCCCAUCCCAACACCACGGUUCACCAUCACAACUUUACCACGACUCACCGACCCCAUCCCAACACCACGGCCCACCCGCUGCCCACCACGGGCCACUCGCCCACCAAUCACACCACGGCGGUGCUCACCACGCCCGCCCACCACAGCAGCCCCCCACCCCCAGUGCCGCCCACCGUGGUGCCCUUUGUGCUGGUGGGGGACUACCACGUGAAGGGGAAUGACUCCGAGGUCUGCCUCCGGGCCCAGAUGGGGCUGCAGCUCAGGAUCCGCUACACCAAGAAGGGGCAAGAACAGGCCUGGGGGGAAUUCUCCUUGCAACCCAACCGGACCAACGCCACUGGGACCUGCAACAAAACCAGUAGCCUCAGACUGGAUUUCCCAGAGGGCUUUGUUUCUUUCUUUUUCGCCAAGAAUGAUUCUCAAAAUACCUACUACCUAAGCCGGGUGCAGGCCAGGCUGACGUACCGGUUCCCCCAGGCAGCAGAGUCCUCCUUUGGGGCAGACAACGCCUCCCUGCACGAGUUCCAGUCCCACCUGGGCCACUCCUAUCAGUGCCGCAACCGGAGCCUCGUCCUCAAGGAGGGCUUCCAGCUGAACAUCUUGCGAGAACGCAUCCAGGCCUUUGGGCUGCCAAAGGGAGAGUUUGGAGAAGCGGAGGUCUGCCCCGAACAGCGCCGCUCCAGCGCCCUGCCCAUCGUGGUGGGGGUCGUCCUGGGCCUCCUCAUCCUGAUCGUGGUGGUGGCCUUCCUCUUCGGGCGCUGGCGGAAGCGGCCUGGGUACCAGACCCUCUGAGACGCCUUCGUUCCUGCAAAAUACGACUUCGGGAGGCAAGAAGCAUCCCCUGCCUCGGUACUUCUUCUUCCCUCCUUCCCAUCCCUGACACUGCAAAGCCAUGGCAAAACUGGGAACAAUAUAUAUAUAUAUAUAUAUAUAUACACACACACACACACACACACACACACACACACACACACACACAUACAUACACACACACACUUCUCCUGCAUCUGAAGAAAAUGGAUCUGAAGUCAUGAGAUGAACAAAUAUAGCAGUGGGGUCAGAUUUGAUGGGUUUUGCAAUACUUUGAGUGUGAAAUUCAAGCUCCAAACACCUAGGCCUGGUAUGGGCCAACUUCAACCCUCCAUCCAGGUGUUUUGGACUUCGACUCCCACCAUUCCUAACAGCCUCAGGCCCUUUCCUUUUCCCCCUCGGCCGCUUAAGCGGCCGAGGGGGAAAAGGAAAGGGCCUGAGGCUGUUAGGAAUGGUGGGAGUCAAAGUCCAAAACACUCGGACGAAAGUUGGCCAAUGCCUGGCCUACGUAAACAAAAGAAAACAGCAAUUCCCCUUCAUCUUUCUCUUGUUUCUCUUCCUUUGUGAAUCCUUUUUGGUCUUUAAUCCCCUCUGAAUCACUGAUCUUGGGCAACGCAGUGCUAAAAAUAAAUAAAAGAACCAAGAUUAUUAUCUGG